Molecule: messenger RNA, 984 nt
Organism: Aspergillus affinis
Lineage: Eukaryota; Fungi; Ascomycota; Eurotiomycetes; Eurotiales; Aspergillaceae
Exons: 1
Coding region: 1-984 (327 amino acids)
Source: RefSeq, a predicted model, not a curated record
AUGUACUCUACCAUGUUUACAGCAGGACUUUUUUUCCUCCAAGCGGCUCUCGCUGCGCCGCACUACUCAAGUGGCUACCAUUCCAAGCCCGCUUCCACCGUUUUUCAGCUCGAGCGCAAUGGCAGUUGGUUCGAGAAUCUUGCUGUGCGGUCCGAUGGCACCCUUCUCGCUACGCGCAUCGACGCCCCCGAGAUCUGGUCCAUCGAGCCGAACAACAACAGCAGCCAUCCGAGGCUCGGCUCGCUCCUCGUCACCUUCCCCGACGCCAUGAGCACGCUGGGCAUUGCAGAGAUCGAUUGUGAUGUCUUCGCCGUCGUUGCCGGCAACCUCUCCCUCCCCAACAUCAUCCCGACCCAUGGCUCCUUUGUCAUCUGGACCGUUGACCUCACCCGCGCAACCCCCUCGACCCAAGUUCUAGCACACAUGCCAUCUGGGGAAUUUCUAGACGGCAUGACCAAGUUUAGCGACGAUCUCCUCCUUAUUGCAGACGCUUCCAAGGGGGCAAUCUGGCGUCUCAACGUGAGAACGGGCGAACACUCGGUAGCCCUAUCCCAUGCCUCAAUGGGCCCGGCCACCGGGCAGCCCGUGACGGUAGGGGUGAACGGGCUCAAAGUGCUAGGUAACUACGUCUACUACACCAGUACCAGCCAGGAAGUCUAUGCGCGUAUACCGGUUGACGAUAACGCGACGGCUGUAGGCCCGGUCGAGAUCAUCACCAGCGGAUUUUACUUUGAUGGCCUUGCGCUGAUGGCUGAUGGGACGGCGUACCUCACGACGAAUCCACAGAACGAGGUGAUAGAGGUCUCACCCGAGGGACGUGUCCGGUUGUUUGCAGGGAACCAGUUCAUGCUGACGGUGGGCGGGUCGACUGCUGCCACCAUAGAUCAGGAACGUUCGAUUCUGCAUGUGGCGACCAGUGGUGCUCAGUUUGCGCCAGUUAUGGGCCGCAUGGAGCCUGCGAAGAUUGUGGCCAUUUCUUUAUAG